Cryptomeria japonica (Japanese cedar) is the source of this 988-nucleotide messenger RNA. RefSeq lists its product as uncharacterized. The coding region runs from base 253 to 732 and encodes 159 amino acids. The record is from RefSeq and is a predicted model, not a curated record. NCBI's taxonomy places the organism in Eukaryota, Viridiplantae, Streptophyta, Pinopsida, Cupressales, Cupressaceae. The transcript has a single exon.
AAUUUAAGCUUGCCGUGUGCAGGGGCGGUUUUACCCAUGGCAAGUAGAAAACUAAUUUUUAUGUCGUCCUCCACGUGGGGCAUUUGGUGGGCUGAUUCCAAGGGUUUACAGCCUGUUCAAUUUUAGAAUCAGACCUUGCUAGAUUUAUAUUACAGGAUAUAAAGAACAGAGGUCUUGAAUUUAUAAAAACGAGGAGGGCUUACAUUAGGAUUAGGUCUGUGGUGAAAUCGAGAUAAAUUCAUUCAAUUGAAGAUGGCGAGUACCCUCAUGAAAGCCCUGCUAACAGCAUCUCUUGCCUUUUCCAUGCUGUUCAUCUCUGCAGAGAGUUCUGAUGAUGAGAAGUCAGUAUAUGAAGUAUUGGAAUCCUAUAAUUUUCCAAAAGGUAUUCUGCCGACAAAUGCACAAGGAUAUGUUUUAAACCCAGAUGCGAGUUUCCAGGUGUAUCUGGAUAAAUUAUGCAGUUUUGCGAUUGAAGCAGGGUACCAGCUGAAGUACCAGAGCAUGAUCUCAGGGAAAAUCAGUCCAGGAUAUUUGAAGAACUUGAGGGGCAUCAGUGUUAAGAUUACAUUUUUCUGGAUAGAUAUAUCUGCGGUUGAGCUUAGGGAUGGGCAGUUGAAGUUCUAUGUAGGUUUCAUUUCUGCUGCCUUUCCUCUCUCAAAUUUUUAUGUAUGCCCAACUUGUGGAUGUGGACUGGAUUGCAGUGGGAGGCCCGUGCUCCUUGAUUCUUAUUAAGGGCUGGAUUGUCCUUAGUUCAUGGUAACGAUUUUGGCUUUUUUUCGGUUAUCAAAAAUCUUUCAAAGAUGGGUAUUUGGUGUAAUUUUCAGAUUUGAGUCUUGCAUCUUCUUUCUGAACUGGGCAGAUUAUUGUCGGUAUUGCAUGUCUAACUGUAUAUUGAAAAGAAAAAUUCUGGUUUUCCAAUGAAUUUUAGUCAAUUGUGUUGAUCAUUUUUUCAUUGAAUUCCAAUUUCAAAUAUGGGUAUUUGGUGUAA